Bicyclus anynana (squinting bush brown) is the source of this 5875-nucleotide messenger RNA. It is a transcript of the gene sgl, whose product is annotated as UDP-glucose 6-dehydrogenase. Gene Ontology annotation, biological process: glycosaminoglycan biosynthetic process. The record is from RefSeq and is a predicted model, not a curated record. Lineage: Eukaryota; Metazoa; Arthropoda; Insecta; Lepidoptera; Nymphalidae. Gene Ontology annotation, cellular component: cytosol; nucleus. Gene Ontology annotation, molecular function: UDP-glucose 6-dehydrogenase activity; NAD binding. Bases 216 to 1661 code for a protein of 481 amino acids. The transcript is spliced from 2 exons.
UGCAUCCUGAGAAAUGUCGAAAUGUCAUUGACUUCGGCGAACGUACUUCAUGACGAGAGUGCGAAAACCCAUUUUAAAUAAAAUGAACGCGUAGCCUCGUCGCCCGUUAUUAGCCCCGCGGCUCCGGACUCAUUAGCUCGAGUAAAAAAGCCUGUAUUAAAAAAAAAAGUUGCAACCGCGUCGCGUGUUAUAAAUCGUGUGUUGAAUUAAAAAAAAUGGUGAUCCAAAAGAUUUGCUGCCUCGGUGCUGGAUACGUAGGCGGUCCUACAUGCAGUGUGAUAGCCCUAAAAUGCCCAGACAUCAAAGUUACAGUCUGCGACAAGAGCGUGGACAGGAUAAACCAAUGGAACUCGGACAAAUUGCCGAUUUACGAGCCAGGUUUGGACGACGUUGUGAAACAGUGUCGAGGUAGGAAUCUAUUCUUUUCCACGGACAUAGAGACUAGUAUUUUGGAGGCCGACUUAAUAUUUAUCUCUGUAAACACGCCUACGAAGACUAUAGGGAACGGCAAAGGCAGGGCAGCGGAUUUGAAGUACAUAGAAGGCGCGGCGCGAAUGAUAGCCGAUAUAGCGACAAGCAACAAAAUUGUUGUCGAAAAAAGCACUGUUCCAGUCAAAGCUGCGGAAAUUAUUAUGAAAAUCCUCAGAGCGAACACUAAACCAGGCGUAGAGUACCAAAUACUGUCCAACCCAGAGUUUUUAGCUGAAGGAACAGCUAUUGUCGAUUUAGUGGAAUCUGAAAGAGUCCUUAUUGGUGGUGAGGAGACGACCGAAGGUCAGAAGGCUAUACAGGAACUAUGCUGGGUCUAUGAACAUUGGAUACCAGCUAAAAACAUCCUAACAACAAACACUUGGAGCUCAGAAUUAUCCAAACUGGCCGCAAACGCUUUCCUAGCUCAAAGAAUCUCAAGUAUCAACUCUCUGUCAGCAGUCUGUGAAGCUACAGGUGCUGACGUCUCAGAAGUAGCCCGAGCGGUGGGCAGGGACUCCCGUAUAGGCCCAAAGUUCCUCGAAGCGUCCAUUGGUUUUGGUGGGAGCUGCUUCCAAAAAGACAUACUCAAUUUAAUCUACCUAUCUGAAUGCUUGAAUCUGCCAGAAGUGGCCGCAUACUGGCAACAAGUUGUGAGUCUAAACGACUAUCAGAAGACUCGUUUCACCCGUAAAGUCAUAGAAUCAUUAUUCAAUACAGUUGCAGACAAAAAAAUAGCUAUACUAGGAUUUUCAUUCAAGAAAAACACUGGUGAUACCAGAGAAUCUCCCGCUAUCUAUGUAUCAAGUACUUUAUUAGAUGAAGGUGCAAAAUUACACAUAUACGACCCUAAAGUUGAGUAUGAUCAGAUAUUUUAUGAGUUAACACAUCCUUUAGUAACGAGUGAGCCGGAGAAAGUAAAGAAAAACAUACAAAUUCACAAUUCAGCGUACUCUGCUGUGUCCGGAGCUCAUGCUUUAGUUCUGUGCACUGAAUGGGAUGAAUUCAAGAGUCUGGACUACAAGAAGAUUUAUGAUGCAAUGAUGAAGCCUGCAUACAUCUUCGAUGGCAGGAAGAUACUGGAUCACGAAGCUCUGUUAAACAUUGGGUUCCACGUCCAGACGAUCGGCAAGAGGUUGUCUAGAACAAGCAGCAUCAGAGCACAAGGGAGCCAGACGAUGCAUAGUAUUUAAGAUUAAUGUAAAUUGUGAACAAACAAACAAAAAAAGAGAUACUCUUGCAUCGAGAUUACUCAGAAGACAUACCAGUUUCAGUUUAUUUAUAAUAUUUUUUUUAUUAAUAUUUUAUACGAAAAAAAUACACAAUAUUAUCACAGAACAUACAAUGCUAAAGCUAUGUUUUAGUGAUAUAGCUCUUUGUUAAAGAAAGAAAGUAAGAGAUUUUAUAGUAAAUAUUCAUUAUUACGUAUAUACUUUAAUAAUACUUGAGGCAACUAUACCAUUUGUAAUUUACACCAUAAGUAACAUUAUUACAUUUAAAAAUGUAUUAGUAUGUAUGUGUAAUUUGUGUUUACUUUACACUUCAACACAUUGACAUAUUGUGCUUGUCGUAGACAGAGAAGUAAAUAGACAAUGGAUGGAUGGGAAUUACUGAGCAAAAAAUCCGUAUCUAAAUUGUUUCAUCCAUUUAGGAAUUUUUAUAAUUUACAUUUGUUUAAUAUACUUAAUCGAACAAGAAUUUAAUAGUUUUUAUUUUAUUAAAUCAAAUAAGGCUAUAUACAUAAAUAUGAAUUGUAAUAUAUAUUUUUUAUACUUUUAUAUUUUAUGUAACAUUUUGUCUGAAUUUUUAUCAAAUAGAUAGCUUAUAUCACAGAAUUAAUAAGGCAAUAGAAAUGACGGUCAAUGCUGAAUGGAAAUAUCAUGUUGCCACAGAGAAAUCCAUAGACAGGUAUUUUAGCAUUUAGGUUUAAAAAUAUGUAGUAUAUACCAGUGUAAUAUGUAGUGAGGUCAAAAUCGUAUAUCUUUUAGAGUCUGGCUAAUGAAAGUAGACUGAAAUCACCCUGCAAAUUUUAAAAAUUAUUUAAACAAAUUAAAAAAGCGUGUGUUAUAAUUUGUUUAAAUUUUUUUUUGUUUUUGAAUACAUUAUAUAAAAAAGUAUUAAACUCACUUAAUUGAAUAUUUGCAAUACAAUUUUAAGAGUUUACUCCGAUUUUAUUUGUUUGGCGGACGAUUUCAGUAACUACAUUCAUUAGCCACACUCUAACUUACAAUGGCCCCAUCCCUUGUCUAUUUACUUAUUUAUCUACGCUGUGACGUCACGUGUUUCCCUUCGUAUAGACAACCGUAUGUGUAUGUUUUGAACUGCUAAUACAAUUAAGAUAAAGUGCUGUUGAUCAAUAUUUAUUUUUAUUGAAUUUUAAUAAUUCACAUUUGUACAAUUUAAUCGAACAAGAAUUUAUUAAUAUUUUUUUAUUAAAUCAAAUAAGGCUUAUACAUAAAUGUUAAUUGUAAUAUAUAUUUUUCAUACUUUUUUAUAUUUUAUGUAACAUUUCGUCUGAUUUUUUGUUAAAUAGACAGCUUUUAUCAUAGAAUUAAUAAGGCAAUAGAAAUGCUGAAUGGAAAAAUCAUGACUACAGUCAUGAUUGAAGUCUUGUUAUCCAAGAAUUCAACCCUUUAAAUGGUAACUAUUUUAAUAUAAAAAAAACGUAGCAACUAGCCAAUAUACUCGUAUUUUUAACUUUAGUUUUAAAUAAUUUAGUUUCAGAGUCGGUGAUGGUUUUAGAUAUUUGUCAUUUUAGUAAACCUAAUUUGUCAGUCCAUGCUCUGUUCUAAAAGUACUAAUUAUGCCUAUAAUAGCUUGGCAAAUUCGUUCGUAACACUCCCGAUGGUCGCGCGCACGAUUUCACACCCGCGCAGUCCUUCCCCCGUCGCCCGGUUAUCAUGGGAGUGUCUUUAACAAACUUGCCAAGCUAUAUGGAAAUGUCUUCUCCAGUACAGGUAGGUAAUUAGAGUAUUAGAGGUCUUUAGAGUAGGCCGCAGCGGCGAAGAGUUGAUACAGGCCGAUUCCCACCGGGUUACCUUUUUAAAAUCCAUACAGUGGUGUGCAUAAGGUGGUCGAUCAGGACAUGCUCUAGUAAGGAAAAAUUAACCGAACUGGGAAAAUCUGCAUUUACUAAGGAUUAAGAAAACAUCUCUUAGGGUAUGCACUGAUUUAAUGCAUGUAUGUAGUGCACGCCACAGCCACACAUACAUACAUAUUAAUUAUUGUUAUGAAUAUGUAGUUUGCAUCAAGAGUUCUGAAUUUCCUUUUCUUUGGGAUGGCUUGCCUUCACAUCACAUCACAUUUAUUUGAUCAUAAAAUUGUCAAAAUUCCAUCCUUCGCCACUGCAUUUUUGCAUAUAUGAAGUGCUUGCUUCUAAGUCUGGACUUUUGUUACCAAAGUCCAAAGUCGCCAUGGUUUAAACUCCAUUGUCUAUGGUACUUAUAACACUCGUGGAAGUAGCAUGGACACACUUUCAUCUUAUAAGAUGUCAAAGGCAAACCCUCACAGGCUCUGUUUUAAUACUUAAGCAUAUAUUUUUCUACACUUGACCAGUUUUUAUAGAAGAUACUAAACCAAAAAAGUAAAGAGGAAUGUCAUGACGGGGACAAGCUAAGAUCUUUGACUAUACAUCCUGAGUUGAAGACUUGUUUGAUUUGUUAGUUUGUUUUCUUGUUUGUUAAACUUGUUGAUAACAGAUAGAAAAUAAACCAAAAAAAAAAUACAGCUUCGGCGUUACUUCGCCGGUGAACAUUUUGCCCUAGAAGAGUGAUAAAAAUUGUAAUUUUUCUUCAAGAAAAAUACUUUUAUUAAGCCAAUAAUUAAACCAGAUCCUUAUUUAUACAUCAUACUAUAAACUUUUAUAUGGUGGGCACUCCCCUUUGCCCACACUGUUCCCAGUUAUUGUUUGUCUUAAGCAAUUUUUAACCGACUUCAAAAAGGAGGAGGUUCUCAAUUCGGUCAGUAUUUUUUUUUUAUGUAUGUACACCGAUUAUACUGUUUAUUAUGGUUGUAGUGAAACCUCUUAGGCAUUGUAUUUUAAUAUAUUUCUAGUGCCUAUUCACUAACAUAGGUCUAUUAGCCAUCUAAUAUAAUAAACAUCAAAUUAAUAACAACAAAGCACAAUGUGAACGUAAAUUAUUUAUUCUUUUUUGGGAGAUUUCUAAGUAUAUCUAGCAAUUUUAGAGGUUGACGAGUUUUAUACAUAUUUUUGGAAGUUUAACUAAGAUUGAAAGAGAAUAAAGAGCUGGCUUUUCUCAGGACUGUUUUAGUCUUUCUGUCUGCAUUAAAUUCGUCUUCCUGGUUGGGCUAUUGAAAAUAGAGUCCGGAAAAUUAAAAAAAAAAUCUUUUAAUGUUUGUUAAAAACACUAUAUACAAAUAUUUAAAAGUAACUAUUUAACAUUUGUUGUUUUCCAAUAUUUACAUUAUAUUUUUGGGAAAGCCUUCCGUUUUUUUUUUUAAUUUUCGACGACAAUUCUAUUUUCAAUAGCUUUAUCCUCUAUAAAAUAAUUUGUGAACAUAAAUUGCCGUCUAAUUUUCACUUAAAAAAUUUAAAUUUUUCAUAAACACUGGUCGACCUAAACCAUUUUUUUAUAAGUCUUAAUUAAUAUAAGUUAUAAUUUAAGACAAACAUUUUCCUAUUAAGUAUUAUUAUGAAUUUAUUGAUUUAUAUUUCUGUUGCAUUUAAAUCUGUUUUUAAGUAAUUGCACCAAUUUAAAAGGACGAACUUUAUAAAUUCAAAGAAACGAGAUUUCAAGGAUUAUUUAUUUUAAUAGUCGUUUAAAAGGUGAACAAGUGACUCCAACUUUAUUAUAUGUUUUUCAAAUUAAUUAAUUUGUACAUUUAAUAAAUAUUUUGUUUACUUAAAUAAUGAUGGUAAAAGACAUUUUCCAAAUUGGCCUACUAAUCAGCCGCUUACUUUGUUGUAUAUAUACUGAGAGGCACAUUAUCCGCCCUAUUUAAUAUAACGCGAGUAUAUUAAAGUGGGCGGAUAAUUGUGCCUCUGAGUAUAUUUAAUGUAUUCAUAGCAUUUUUUUACUGUGUCCAAUUUUAAUGGGUGCUUUAGCAUUCCUGGAUUAGCCUAUAAGCUAUUUAAGCAAUAGGCUAGUUAACACUUUUUAAAAUGGUCCUAAAUUGUUCACUAAAUUGAAUUAUUUUUUUUAAUUUUGAAAUAUUUUUUUGACAUAACGAGCCGAAACGCUAUCGGCCAUGAUGGUUUAAUGAAUAAGCAAUCUUUCCCUGUGGUCCUAUGUAUUAUUAAGUGAAUUUCAUGAUUUUAUAUUUCUGCAUAAAUAUUAUACUUGGUUAAUUAUUACUAUUUUUAUAAUUUUACUUUAUAAUUUGUAACCGUGUAACCGGAACAUAUAAAAUAGUAUUAUUAAAAUAAAUGCAUUAAUUUAAUGAUAAA